AUGGGGAUAUUUUGUGAUUUAAGUGAAUAUUUAUUUUUAGACGAUACUGAUGAAGAGAACAAUGGUAAAGAAAUAUUCGAUACAGAGAAGUAUCAAGAAAGCUUUUGGAUUGGAAUAAAAGAACAAGGUUAUAGUGAUGAUGUUGCCGAUAUCGAUGGGGGGGGGGGGUGUCUGUCUGGUCAAUUCAAAGGUAUUAAAUAA
Molecule: messenger RNA, 201 nt
Organism: Dictyostelium discoideum AX4
Lineage: Eukaryota; Evosea; Eumycetozoa; Dictyosteliales; Dictyosteliaceae
Exons: 2
Coding region: 1-201 (66 amino acids)
Source: RefSeq, a predicted model, not a curated record